Molecule: messenger RNA, 432 nt
Organism: Besnoitia besnoiti
Lineage: Eukaryota; Apicomplexa; Conoidasida; Eucoccidiorida; Sarcocystidae
Product: ribosomal protein RPS12
Exons: 2
Coding region: 1-432 (143 amino acids)
Biological process (GO): translation
Cellular component (GO): cytosolic small ribosomal subunit; ribosome
Molecular function (GO): structural constituent of ribosome
Source: RefSeq, a predicted model, not a curated record
AUGUCUGACGUCGAGAGCGUUGCCGACGAGGUUGUGGCCCCCGUGGAGGAGGAAGAAGAAGUCAAGGAUUUGAUGACUGCCAUCCGCAGGGUGUUGAAGAACGCUCUGAUCCACGAUGGCCUGGUCCGCGGCUUGCACGAAGUUGCAAAAGCCUUGGACGCCAAGAAGGCUCAGGUUUGCUUCCUGUCCGAGGGCUGCUCGGAACCUGCUUACAAGAAGCUCGUCCAGGGUCUGUGCAAGGAGCACGGAAUCCCUCUCCUUGAUGUUACCGAUAGCAAGGAGCUCGGCGAGUGGGCAGGACUCUGCAAAGUCGACAAGGACGGCACCGCCCGCAAGGUCGUGGGUGCUUCCUGCGUGUGCGUCACUGACUUCGGCGAGGAGAGCGAGGCUCUCACCUUCCUUCAGAACCACAUCAAGACUCUGGCUAACUAA